Molecule: messenger RNA, 1405 nt
Organism: Magnolia sinica
Lineage: Eukaryota; Viridiplantae; Streptophyta; Magnoliopsida; Magnoliales; Magnoliaceae
Product: transcription initiation factor IIB
Exons: 7
Coding region: 148-1086 (312 amino acids)
Biological process (GO): DNA-templated transcription initiation; transcription preinitiation complex assembly
Cellular component (GO): nucleus; transcription preinitiation complex
Molecular function (GO): TBP-class protein binding
Source: RefSeq, a predicted model, not a curated record
GCUAGAGUUACCCCACGCUGCGGACAGCUCUCAACAACUCUUCACACGGAAAGGCGACAAGGCCGCUCUUACAAGGGGAAAAAAAAGCCUUCUCUUCUAUCUCUUUCCUGUAUUUGGGAAAUUGAUGGUUUGAAAAGAUCAGAUCAGAUGGCUGAGAGCUAUUGCCCUGACUGCAAGAGAAGCACGGAAGUCGUAUUCGAUCAUGCCGCCGGCGACACCGUCUGCUACGAGUGCGGUCUCGUUCUUGAGGCUCAUUCCGUCGAUGAGACCUCCGAAUGGAGAACUUUCGCUAACGAGUCCGGCGACAACGAUCCCGUCCGUGUCGGUGGUCCCUCCAACCCUCUUCUCACCGAUGGUGGUCUCUCCACCGUCAUUUCAAAGCCUAACGGCGUCCAGACCGAUUUCCUCUCAUCCUCCCUCGGUCGCUGGCAGAACCGCGGCUCCAAUCCUGACCGUUCUCUUAUCCUCGCCUUCAAGAACAUCGCUGCGAUGUCCGAUCGGUUGGGCCUUGUUGCGACAAUUAAGGAUCGUGCCAACGAGAUAUACAAGAAGGUUGAAGAUCUGAAGUCUAUUAGGGGAAGAAAUCAGGAUGCAAUUUUUGCUGCCUGCCUAUAUAUUGCUUGUCGGCAGGAGGACCGGCCUCGCACUGUUAAGGAAAUUUGCUCUGUUGCUAAUGGAGCUACGAAAAAGGAAAUUGGUCGGGCAAAAGAAUACAUUGUGAAACAGCUGGAGCUUGAGAUGGGCCAAUCGAUGGAGAUGGGAACUAUACAUGCUGGGGAUUUUCUGAGGCGCUUCUGUUCACAUCUCGGGAUGUCCAAUCAGGCAGUUAAAGCUGCCCAAGAAGCCGUGCAGAAAUCUGAGGAGCUGGAUAUAAGGAGAAGCCCCAUAUCGAUUGCAGCAGCUGUUAUUUACAUGAUUACCCAGCUGUCAGAUGACAAAAAACUUCUCAGAGAUAUUUCGCUGGCCACUGGAGUGGCGGAAGGCACCAUCAGAAAUUCUUACAAAGAUCUCUAUCCCUAUGCUGCCAGGCUGAUACCAAGUUCCUUCGCCAAGGAAGAGGACCUCAGAAACCUUUGCAGCCCUUGAAAAUUAAAACUACCACUCACUCUCGUUUGAAGGAGAGAGCACUUGCAGAAUUUCGUUUCUCUUGUAUGCAACUCUCAUAGGGAUGAUGAUUUGCUCACAUCGUCAUUCAAUCCUGUGAAUGAAUGGAAACCCAGAUAGCUCCUGCCCUCCCCAUGAGGAUAGAGGCUCUCCUUCUUCCUUUCAUCCUCUCCUUUUUCUUUCUUUUAUUACUGAUGAUACGUUUUGAUGUCCAAUACAAGUUGCCUGUGGGCAGCCUCAAUGAUAUUUGUUUGAAUAAUUAUUUAAGAUUAUAUUAUUAGACUACUGAGCAGUCAUCUUA